Phytophthora nicotianae INRA-310 is the source of this 837-nucleotide messenger RNA. RefSeq lists its product as hypothetical. The coding region runs from base 1 to 837 and encodes 278 amino acids. Lineage: Eukaryota; Oomycota; Peronosporomycetes; Peronosporales; Peronosporaceae. The record is from RefSeq and is a predicted model, not a curated record. The transcript has a single exon.
AUGAUGAACACUGAGACGAAGGCGUGGCUUAAGACCGAGCUGGUGAGCGCGUUGGGCUUCGCGGAGGUGGAUGAGAUCGUGGCCUACAUCACGAGCACCUUCCACUCCAAGCAGGAGGUGUCCAGCUACCUCAUUGAGCUACUGGGCAUCCCAGCCAGCCGGGCAGAGCACAUCAGCACGCGGCUGUUCUCGUCUAAGCCGUCCACCGCCAGUUCAGGCAAAGGAGAAACUGUGGCAACAUUGGAGGAGCAACAGGGGUUGGUUCCUAGGCCGACUGCGGUGAACUCGCGCCUCAAACCCAGCAAGAAGAGCAAGAAGGGGGCAGCGGGACUGCUCAACAACGCGCUUAUCAUUAACUGCCUGCGUUGCGGACGCAUUGAGUACAAUGGCGCACGCCGCUGCGCUUUCUGUGAUACUGAACUGCGUUAUGAGGCGGAUGCAGCCACGGCCGAUCAUGCCGCCCAGCAACACAUGGAAGAGCUUGUGCGACUCGACGAGACUGGUGCAGAGCGUACUCGCGUGCUAGACGCAGAGCAGUAUUUCUAUGACGAAGAGCAAGUCGAGAAGCACAAGAGCGAAGACUCCAGCAGUUCGAGACGUCCUAUUACAAUGGCGCUGGAUUUGGAUAACAGACAAUUCGUGGAUGUCAAGAUGACGCGCAACGAGCAGCUCGCCAAGGACGCGCGCGAGCUGGUGGACGGCAUCCAGCGCAAGAUGAGCAAAGGCAAGCGUGGCAAGGGCAGUCUCCAUCAGCAGACGGAGGCUCCACCCGCUUCCAAUGGCAUCCGAGAGGCGCUCGUGGUGGUGGACGAUUCGUACAAUCUAGUUUUCGUGUAG